This is a messenger RNA of Aphanomyces astaci, 1078 nucleotides long. RefSeq lists its product as hypothetical. Gene Ontology annotation, molecular function: phosphatidylinositol binding. Lineage: Eukaryota; Oomycota; Saprolegniomycetes; Saprolegniales; Verrucalvaceae. The transcript has a single exon. The coding region runs from base 25 to 924 and encodes 299 amino acids. The record is from RefSeq and is a predicted model, not a curated record.
GUAAUGCUUACUCCACUCGUGUGAAUGCCAAGUCUCAUGCACAUGCUUCACCGUUCCCGACGCCCUUCCAUGCGCUACGUUCCUCCAAAGAAAGGCGGUGUCGAGGCUGCCAUGGAACAUCUGCACCAAGUCGACUUCUGUCACGUGCAUGCAAUCGCAAGUCGCACACCAUCGCCGUCGAGCAAGCUGAUGGAAGGAGGCGACAAUAAAAAUGUCCUUGCUAGGUCCAGCGCGAACCUUCGACUGUACACUGUCACGAUGCAAAAUGCAAAAUCAGGCCGCAGUUGGAUUGUGCGCCGUCGGUACUCGGACUUUGCGGCCCUUCGAAUGCGUCUCUUGCAAGUGGUCCAGCCGUACUACUUUAUGCUUCAUUCCGUCGUGGACAGACUCAAGCUUCUGCCAUUCCCCAAACGUAGCGCGUUCAUCACGCGCUACGUCCGCCGCCACCGGGAAGAAUGCUUCCUCGCGUACCUCCGCGGUGCCCAUGUGCUCUUGACAAACCCUGACUAUGGACUUGACGAAGACGUGAAGCUCCAAUGUGCGUCGAUCCUGCGAGGAUUCAUGGGGAGCCAGGAUGUGAUUGAUCCGAUGCACGUCGAGUACUUUUGUCGCGACGUGAUUCCGCAAUACGAUCUCCACAUGAUCGAUCGAAAAUGCAUUGCGCGCUGUGGUGUCCUGGACACCGUACUGGAAGAAGACGGACCUCAUGCAGUAUUGAGUGAUGAGACCAGCAGUAGUUCCUCAACCUACGGGGACGUCGAGAGUAGCAGCUCCUGCAUAAGCAUAGCCGUGGCCGACAAUGCUGUCCCCCCGCGCAGCAUGUACUCAACGAAGGCUGCAUGUACAAUCAAACUUUCGUCCACGUCCAAGGCGUACGCAAUGCUCUUUCCACGCAAGCUGGCAGCAUGCCACCAAGGCGUAUGAGUGUAGUGCAUCAAGUAGCAGGGUUUGCCAACACCAGCGGAAGUGUUGCCGCAAUCAAGUGAUGGUACGAUAGGCCCAUCACAUGCCAGCUCAGCCAACUUGUCUCACUAUUAAAGAAUAUGCAUUUUGUGGAAAAUUCGAAACCAUCGAGCCA